Knipowitschia caucasica is the source of this 687-nucleotide messenger RNA. NCBI's taxonomy places the organism in Eukaryota, Metazoa, Chordata, Actinopteri, Gobiiformes, Gobiidae. The record is from the annotation of a GenBank genome assembly.
AUGUGUGUGGAGGAGGUGUGUGUGUGUGAGGAGGUGUGUGUGGAGGAGGUGUGUGUGUGUGUGGAGGAGGAGGUGUGUGUGUGGUGGAGGUGUGUGUGUGUGUGGAGGUGUGUGUGUGUGUGGAGGUGUGUGUGUGUGUGGAGGAGGUGUGUGUGUGGAGGAGGUGUGUGUGUGGAGGAGGUGAGUGUGGAGGAGGUGUGUGUGUGUGUGGAGGAGGUGUGUGUGGAGGAGGUGUGUGGAGGGGUGUGGAGGAGGUGUGUGUGUGGAGGAGGUGUGUGUGUGGAGGAGGUGUGUGUGGAGGAGGUGUGUGGAGGAGGUGUGGGGAGGGUGUGUGUGUGUGGAGGAGGUGUGUGUGUGGAGGAGGUGAGUGGAGGAGGUGUGUGUGUGGAGGAGGUGUGUGUGGAGGAGGUGUGUGGAGGAGGUGUGUGUGGAGGAGGUGUGUGGAGGAGGUGUGUGUGUGUGUGGAGGAGGUGUGUGUGUGGAGGAGGUGAGUGGAGGAGGGUGUGUGUGUGGAGGAGGUGUGUGUGUGGAGGAGGUGAGUGUGGAGGAGGUGUGUGUGUGGAGGAGGUGUGUGUGUGGAGGAGGUGUGUGUGGAGGAGGUGUGUGUGUGGAGGAGGUGUGUGUGGAGGAGGUGUGUGGAGGAGGUGUGUGGAGGAGGUGAGUGGAGGAGGUGAGUGGAGGAGGUGA